AUGCCGUUAUUCUUGAAUGUUUGGGGCCCAACAACUAGCUUAAAAAAGGAUGGUAUCAAGUCGGUUCCAGUUUGGAUUAAAUUCCAUAAUGUACCGCUUGCAGUUUACACAGAUGAUGGUCUUAGUCUUCUGGCGUCUAAAGUUGGUAUUCCCAAGAGGCUAGAUGCUUAUACUGCGGAUAUGUGCAUUGAUAAUUGGGGGCGUACUAGUUAUGCUCGAGCUUUGGUAGAGAUUAAUGCGGAUAAUGAAUUAAAGAACCAUGUUAUAGUUGCUAUCCCGAAAAUGGAUGAAGAGGGUUUUGUGAAAGAAAGCAUUAAAGUAGAGUAUGAAUGGAAACCUCAACGAUGUGAUAUUUGUUGCUUGUUUGGUCAUAACAAUUCGUCAUGCCCGAGAAUCCACAAAGAUAAGGCUAAGCAGGUUACGAUUGAUGAGGAGGGAUUUAUUAUGGAUAGAAGGAAAACGGCUAGGUACGGUUUUCCACAGAAAAAGCAAAAACCAAAGUUUGUAUACAAGCCUAAACCUAAUUCUGCGGGUGCAAGUACAUCAGGAACAAAAGAUCGGCCGGUAGCUAAACAAGACUCUGAUCCAGUGGACACUCACAAUAAGUUUGAAAGUUUAGCAGAUGAUUCAUUGAAAUCAGGUACUUUAAAUGAGUUGCAUUUGGAGAAUCCGGUUUAUGAGAAGGUGGAUGGAAGCACGAGUAGACCAGUGGAAGCGAGUAAUAAGCAACCGAAUCAGAGUAAUUAUGAGGAGGAGGGUUUUGUAGAUCCUGUCAAUACGGAAAUGUCGUCUUUUAUGAGUAUGUUUUCAAAGAAUAAUCGUUCUGAGGGGGCAAGCACUCCCGGUGAUAUGGGUUUUUAUGGAUAG
Helianthus annuus (common sunflower) is the source of this 867-nucleotide messenger RNA. RefSeq lists its product as uncharacterized. The coding region runs from base 1 to 867 and encodes 288 amino acids. The record is from RefSeq and is a predicted model, not a curated record. The transcript has a single exon. Lineage: Eukaryota; Viridiplantae; Streptophyta; Magnoliopsida; Asterales; Asteraceae.